AGUGACAUCCGGAUAUUUAUGACUAUCUUGUGCAUGGUAUAUGGUUGUGACUUUUUUGCUGGUGUGUGACUUUCGCUUUUAAAUCAGCUUUAUUACAUUUAACGGAAUUAACUCCCAAAUCAGGAUUUCGGAUAAGACCUACGUACAUGCACGUGUAUAGGAAAUGAAGACGCCAAAAAACAAAUGGAUUUUAACAACAGUUGUUAUAUUUUCCCUCUGUUCUGGCAUUUUUACAAGCUGGAGUCCUUGGAGUGAUUAUACGCAAUGUUCCAGGUCGUGUGGCGGAGGCGUCAGAUACAGGGAGAGACUGUGUGUAGUUGACAGACUUGACAGACCAGUAUGCAAGGGAAAGAAGAGGAUAUACAAGCUGUGUAAUACUCAGACAUGCGAUGGAGAAGCACAAGAUUUCCGUGCAGAACAGUGCCAGAAGUACAACUCUCAGCCACUAGAUGGCGUUUUAUAUAACUGGAGGCCAUACUAUGGACGAUGGACGGGAUGGAAUGACAUGUCAUCGAAAUUAUUAUUUUUUAGCAGAAAUGGGGAGACUUGUGAACUGUUGUGUUUUGCUGAUGGUUUUCCAUUUUUCCACAAAUUGGCUGACAAAGUUAUUGAUGGAACUCCAUGUCUACAGAGCAAUGAUAGGGUCUGUGUUGAUGGACAGUGUAAGACAGUAGGAUGUGACAUGAAGAUAGGUUCUCGUAAAGUUUUGGACGUGUGUGGUAUAUGUGGAGGAGACAACUCGACAUGUACUCAGACUGGAGAUAUCAAUGGAAUAUUUGCUGUUCAACAGCUUCCACCAGGGUAUUCAACAGUUGUGGAGAUUCCUGCUGGUGCUAGAGACAUUCAAAUCCGAGAGAUGGCUGAAAACAAAAACUCUAUUGUGUUCUGGGAUAGUUCAGGAGAGAAUUUCGCAAUAGACAAAGACACUCGAAGAAAGCUUCCUUCUGUGAUGCUAGCUGGUGCGCAUUUUAACUACAAGCCAGAAGAUAAGAAGAACACAUUUGGCCGGGUUCAAGCCGCUGGUCCUACACUACGGAAAAUUACUGUUUAUGCUGUGAAUGAAGGAGAAGCCAAUCCCGGGAUACGUUACAGUUACAUGUUGCCAAAAAUAGAUCCAAAAUUUCAAAGAAACACCUCGCAAUCACAAUUUGGUCAGGAGGACAAAAAGUUGACUGACACUGGGAAAACACUUUUAAAACCCAGCAAUAUACGUGUAAGCACUAGUCACGUGCCUAGUAAUAGAAGAUCUUAUGGUCAAACAAAUGUACGUGUUGUAGACAGAAGACAUAGACCAGGAUAUUCUGAUACGAAAAAGUUUGGUGUGAAAACCGAUGACAAUAAUGAAAACAAAAAGCAGUUUGUAUACCAGAAUGCUAUACAGGUGCUAGGUGGUGAAACAUCAAUAACAGACAAUGUUUAUGGGGAAGUGGAAAAGGAAAGGCAGGGUAAGAAGGGUAGAGGAGAAACAGCAGGAGAGGAUAGUUUUGAAUAUUACGUUGCAAAUGAAAUACGAUACGGAACUGACAUUGAAGACGGUCACAGAGAUAGGAUGGAGCUUGAAAGUUGGGGCCGGGGAACAAGUUCACAAGUGUAUGGGGACAAGCGGUAUAUGUGGUCACAUGGUCAGUGGACAGAGUGCUCUAACAAGUGUGGAUCAGGUUACCAGAGAAGAAUCGUAUCCUGUAUUGACAGAGAAAGGAGAGAAAGUGUUGAUCAAGAGUACUGUGACCUUGACACCCGACCUGCAAAUUCAAGACGAUGUAACAAUGGUGAUUGUCAGGCAGAUCCAUCGUCAUCUUACGUACGAUGGCAGGUUGGGGAGUGGGGUCCAUGUUCAAAGAGCUGUGAACUUGGUGACCAGGUCCAACACGUUUUCUGUGAAGCAGUUUAUGAUGACAGUACAACUAAUCAAGUAGAUGAUGAGUUGUGUCUGAACCAGUAUCGUGCCAAGCCACAGUAUAGAAGGUCGUGUAAUGACGGCGUGUCUUGUCGAGGGCACAGUGCCAUGUGGAUGUUUUCAAAAUGGAGUCAGUGCAGUGUCACAUGUGGUUCAGGUGUGCAGCAGAGGAGCGUCAACUGUAGAUCAAAGUCUGAUCAGCGUCAAGUGUUAAGGGAAGCGGCUUGUAACGCAGACAUCAAACCUGUCUCUAUGAGAAGAUGUGUUAUGGGUGUUUGUCCUCCAAGUAGACAGCGAGAGAGACCAGACAGAACACAGGGUUGUCAGAAUACAUACUACGGUUGUUGUCCUGAUGGUGUCACAGCUGCAAGAGGAGCCAGGGGAGCGGGUUGUCCCAGAGCAUCUGUAGAUCAGACGUUGGUCCGUGUUGGGGGACGGCAGAUUCUAAGAUGUGCCAGGUUACCGGAACAACACCGAGAGACUACUUACAUACUAGAAUGGACAAAACAAGGGCAAGCAACUCCUGUUUAUAAGCAAUACAGAUGGAGAUGGGCAUCCUACCAGACUGCUGAACCUGAAGUAAACCCAAAUUUCAAAGGACGAGUUCGAAUGCUUGAUGAAACGUCACUAGAGAUAAGUAAAGCUGUUGAAAGUGACAGUGGACUGUAUACAUGUACAUUGUUGGUACCGCUGAGCAGAUCCGACAGUAGAAAGUACAGCAGCCAGGUCUUCCUUGAUGUUAGAGGUGCUUACUUUCCAAGACGACAAACAAAAGAAAACAUUGUGAUAACAGAAGAUGAUUCUAGUAAUAGUAACAGAGUUAGUCCCGGUAGUACAUCUUCAUUAGCAACCUGUAAACAACCUUCCUACCAGGGAAAAUGUAGAGAUUUCAAAGUCAAAUGGUAUUAUAAUUCAUCAACGGAAACAUGCGAUAGAUUCUGGUAUGGCGGAUGUGAUGGCAAUGAUAACAGAUUUGACAAUGAAAAUGACUGUAGACGUGCCUGCUCACAAGGCCGAGCACCUGAACCAGAAGAAGAUGUGUGCAAACAACCCAGUGUGACAGGUCGAUGCCGGGCCAGACAUAUGCGAUGGUAUUACAACAGCAAUCGUGAAGAAUGUCUACAGUUUGUCUAUGGUGGAUGUAAUGGUAACGACAACAGGUUUCGAACACGUGCUGACUGUGAGAGACGAUGCUUGGCAGGCACUGAAGCACUCGGGGACCAGCAGAAUGAUUGUCGGAGAUCGCGUUUUGGAUGUUGUCCCGAUGGUGUUACUGCUGCUAGAGGCAACAACAACGAGGGAUGUCCAAACGCUUGCAAGGCUACCCUGUAUGGAUGUUGUGAUGAUGAACUUACUGCAGCUCAAGGACCGAACCAGGAAGGGUGUGAUGAAUUAGAAGGUUCUGGUAUACCAUGUAAUGAUACCGGUUAUGGUUGCUGCCCAGAUGGUGUAACCGCAGCAACCGGCCCUAAUGAAGAGGGAUGUGAUAUAUUUAUUGUUGAUCCACAACCAAAAACAGAUACAGAUGUUGACAUUACUGUAGAUGGACCUGAUCACACUGGCACAGAUGUUCCAGUGCAGUGUCACCUGGACAAGAACACUGGUCCAUGCAAAGACUAUACAGUCAUGUGGUACUAUAACAUGCGAGAAAACGAAUGUGAUAGAUUCUGGUUCGGUGGUUGCGAGGGCAACACUAACCGAUUUAAAUCCAAAAAGGAAUGUUUAACAACUUGUCAGAACGUUGUUGUCGUCAGAGAACCAGGUCCGCAAGUUCCUUUAUGUGAGCAGCCGAAGGAGAUUGGACCAUGCCGUGCAGCACUUCCACGUUGGUUCCACAACCCAAGAACAAGGACAUGUGAGCAGUUUUUCUACGGAGGUUGCCAGGGUAACGAUAACAACUUUGAAAGACAGGAUGAAUGUGAGAGACGUUGUGGUGUUGCAAGAGAAAGACCUCUGACAGCCAAAGAGGUUUGUGCUCAACCACAGGCCACCGGACCUUGCCGGGCAUCGAUUCCAAGGUAUUAUUACAAUGCGGAGACAAAACGCUGUGAAGAAUUCACGUACGGUGGCUGUGGUGGUAACAGGAACAACUUUGAGACUGAGACCCAGUGUCGACAGUACUGCCGUGCUGAGGUACCAACACGGACCACUGAGACCAGGACCAGACAACCAGUGUGCGAGCUUACCCCAGAUGUUGGGCCUUGUGACCGCAUGGUGACCAAAUACUUCUACAAUAUUACCACUUUGAAGUGCGAACCAUUUACCUAUGGUGGUUGUCUUGGAAACCAUAACAAUUUUGAAACAGAAGAUAAAUGUACAUCAUACUGUAGUCUGAGACCUGGAAGAGAUAGAAAAGAUGAUUGUCAGCUGAACCAGGAGGUAGGUACAUGCCGUGGUAACAUAAGAAGAUACUACUAUGAUGCUCAACAAGGCCGAUGCUUCCCGUUCACUUACGGCGGUUGCCAAGGAAACCGAAACAAUUUUGCCGAUGACAGGAGCUGUAUGGCAGCUUGCCAAGAUGUGAGAGUUGAUCGACCUGUCACUAGAUAUCCUUCACGAGUCAAGCCUGGUUACUGUCCGCUGGCUAGGGAAGGAGAAGGGAGCACUUGUCAGGUAGAAUGUUCGCAAGAUUACGAGUGCAGUGAUUCGAUGAAGUGCUGUAAGAAUGCCUGCGGUGGAGGAAUUUGUACAUCCCCAUUGGCAGACGAGCCAAAACAGAAAGUAUCAGAUGUCUGCAGUUUACCCCUACAAACACCAUGUUCGAGAAGAGAUAGUGGACCUUUCUGGUAUUACGAGAAAUUGAGCGGACAGUGUAAAGAAGUGCCAAAUGGAGAUUGCAACGACAACCAGAACAACUUCCGCAGUCAAGCAGAAUGUGAUGCUUACUGUAGUAGGGAGAGAGUAUGUAGACCUCUCACAUAUGAAUCAGACAUUCGUUGCCUGGCUUACAUGGAACACUGGACUUACAACGCAGACACAGGAGCUUGUGAAAUGUUUGUUUAUGGAGGAUGUGGUGGGACGGCCAACAAUUUUGACUCUCAAGACGCAUGUAACCGUAAAUGCCUCGGACAGGUUGUUGAGCCACCAGUGACCAGAGCUCCAGAACCUGCCUCAGCUGGUGAGAUUUGUGCUAUGGCGGAAGACAGUGGUAACUGCCUGGCUUACAUUCGGAACUGGAGGUACGACAGUCUAACAGGAAAAUGCAUACAGUUUACGUACGGCGGAUGUGGUGGAAAUGCCAACAACUUCCAGAGUCGAGAGGAAUGUGAGGCCUUCUGUCCCAGAAAUGUUGUUUGUCAGAAGAAUGAAGAUCCUGAGAUCGGUUGUCUAGCUUACAUGCGUCGUUGGCGAUACGAACCCUCAACUCGUGCUUGCGAGAACUUUAUUUAUGGAGGUUGUGGUGGAAAUGCUAAUAAUUUUGAGACUUUGGAGGCUUGUGAAGGAAAAUGUUUGGCAAGGGAACCAGAGCGAGAAGACAAUAGGGGAACCAAUAACAGAGUGUCAUCCUGGAGAGAAAUCUGUCUGCUGCAAGCUGAUGUUGGACCUUGCAAACAGUACAUAAAGAGAUGGCAUUACAACAGUGUUAGUCAGGGCUGCGAUGAGUUCACUUAUGGAGGUUGUCUUGGUAACCAUAACAACUUUGAGAGUCAAGAACAGUGUAGAACUUACUGCGAUUCAUCACGUUGGUAUAACAGGGAAAGAGUUGCCACAACUGCAGAACCAGACAUACAUAUUGAAGAGUCAAGUGGUGAAAUACCAACUGUCCAGCCAGCCACAGGUGUUGAUGUAUGCCACUUGGAAAGCUAUACUGGUCGAUGCCGGGCUUACAUCAGGAGUUGGUACUAUGACUAUCUGAAUGGAGAAUGUAAACAGUUUAUCUACGGAGGAUGUGACACCAACGGUAACAGGUUCGAUACGCGAGAAGAAUGUGAAGCCCAGUGCAGCCCCAGAGAGGUCUGUCUGCAGCCUAAGCGAGCUGGUAACUGUAUGGCCAGUGUCCAGAGGUUCUACUUUGACUACAGUGCUCAGAAGUGUAAGGAAUUUGUUUAUGGUGGUUGUGAUGGUAACGCAAAUAGUUUCGAGACAAAAGACGCAUGCGAAAGACGUUGUCAGCCAUUGAUGAGAGAUAGAGCUCCACCAGUUUAUGAUAAAAGAGGCACAUGUCCAAGUUUCCGAGGUUUAAGCAGAAAUAGGCGCUGUAUAGAACAGUGUCGGUCAGACAGAGACUGUCCUGGCAGUGAAAAAUGCUGCAUUGUUGCAUGUAGCCGUGUCUGUAUAGAGCCCGAAGCAAGGGAGAUCAGACGUCCUGCAGUGAAGACUGGAUUUUGCCCGGCAAGGACUGACUGGCAGGGUCUACUUGGUGCUUGCGCCCCAACUUGCCAGGAUGACUCAACCUGUCCAGGGAACCAGAAAUGUUGCCACCAUGGAUGUGGUCUCAGGUGUAUUGAUCCAGUCAGUAAGGUUAAAGACAACCGUAGACUACCAGAUGAAAUGGCACCAGAGCGUAUUUAUGCCAACACCAUAUCCAAUGAUGCCAUCCAUUUAACCUGGUAUGAUCCUUCCCUGGGACGUGACCAAAAGAUUAGAGACAGCCGAUACUAUACCAUCCGUUACUAUAGUUAUGGUCUUGGACAGUAUGAGUACUUGAAUACAACUGACUUGAGAGGGCAUGUUAAUGGACUGCGACCCGACACAGAAUAUGAAUUUAAUGUGCGUGUAAAUGAUCCUCCAUACCUAAGUGAAUGGAGCGACAAUGCAAGAAACAGGACUAGACAAUUAGUGAUUUUAAAGGCAGGUGAAUGUCCUGUAAUAGAAUCCGACACUUUUGGUAUAUGUGUCGAGGAAUGUCAGAAUGAUGGGGAAUGUGGUGGGUCCCAGAAAUGUUGUAAUAAUGGAUGUGGACAAACUUGUAUGAACCCUCUAGGUUAUGAUAUAUGUAGUCUACCCAAGGACCCAGGAAGCUGUUCCGACUGGGAGGUACGUUGGUAUUUCAAUACAGAGAUACAGCGUUGUGAUCGCUUCUGGUAUGGAGGAUGUAACGAGGGAAAUGCCAACAAUUUCAUGGACGAACCAGAAUGUCAGAGCAAAUGCACAGAAACACAAAUAACAACACCACCUCCACGUACAGAAAGACCUCCAUACGACUGUAGACGUACCACUUACCGAUGUUGUUUAGAUGGACGUACACCGCGUCUCGAUGCACAAGGAUCAAAUUGUCUAGAAUAUGAAGGUGAUCGUCAAACUGGCGGUGAAACUAUUGUCCCUGCCAUCCCUGGAAAGAGUGUGACCUUGACAUGUCGCUAUGGUAACAAUGUAACAUGGUAUAGAGAAGGAAAAUUGGUAGAAUCUAACAGCAGACGUCGUGUAAACCCAGAUGGUACAGUUGAAGUAUUUUCCGCAACUAUAGAAGAUGACGGCAUGUAUGCAUGUCAUGUAGCGGGCAGAAGUGGAAGACCAACAAUCUACCAGUAUAUGCUGCAAGUUCAAGUUCCAAUUGGUAUUUUGCCUGGACCUGACAAGAUCAUGGUGAAACCAAAUCGUCAAGCUUUCUUGCACUGUGAAGUGUAUGGUAACCCUAAACCGAGAGUUAGUUGGCAGAAGUCCCUCACUGAUAUCAGAUCUGGUGGCCAUUACGAGACCUUCAGUAAUGGAACACUGCUGAUACGCAGGGCAACAGAAGAGGAUAUAGACAGCUACACAUGUACUGCUGAUAAUGGAGUUUCUACACCAGUACAGAAAACAAUCAAACUGGAACUCAGAGAAAUGUUAGUGGCCAGAAUUGAGAAUGAUAAUGGACGUGUAAUGGAGGGAGGCCGUAUUAAGCUCACAUGUGAGGGGCGUGGCUACCCAGUUCCCACAAUCACUUGGGAGAAGAUGGGACGUCCCCUCACAACUGGUGGGAAUGUUUUCAUCAGUAGCGAUGGUCAGUUAACAAUCAGGGAUGUUACGACUCGUGACACAGGGACAUACUCUUGCAUAGUGGCCAACACAGAAGAAAAGAUCGAAACCUCUACUUCUGUACAAGUGGUUCCAAAAGUAAUGCCAGACGACAAGUGCGAAGACAGGACAUCUCUAAUGAAAUGUCGACUGAUAGUAACUGCUCGUCUCUGUGGAUAUACAAUGUACUCUAAGAUCUGCUGUGCAAGUUGCAGACGACACUUCAAUGGGGAAUAACUCUCAUAAACAUUUUUUUUUUUACAUAUUUUUGCAUCACAAGAAUAAAUUAUGUAAUACUCCUAUAAGCUUUAUACCAAACAGCUAUUUCGCGUCCUCAAUGCGAAACUAGUCUAUCUGCUUCUAUUUCUAUAUGCACUUAGACUAGUUUCGCGUUGAGCCCUUGAUUUAUGAUCAGAAAUUUGUAUACUACAUAGCGUUUAUGUACAAUAUCUAUAGUACAUGUACUGUCAUUAGGUUGUAUUUUUAAAAAAGGGAGGUAAUUCUUCCUUAGACACAAUUACCCUAAGUCAGUCCGCCAUAAAGGCUAGGGCUUUCUUAAUCAAAUGAAACUUUAGACAUGUAUUUAAGAAGCACGUAAACUGCUGUGUACAUGUUCAAAGAAAAUGUAUCUUUUUCGAAAUAUUGUGCUGUUGUAUUUUCACGAUAUAUAUUCACAAGUGAAUCACAGUUUAGUGCUACCCCAGUUGUUAGUGGAUAAAUUGUACAGAAACUGUUUUACAGUCGAUUUAUAUUAUUUUCACUCUUAUUAUUUUUUAACCUUUUCAUUAUGUUGUUUUUACUAAACUGAAGAUUAUCGUUUUGUUUUCGAAAGGUGCUAAAUACUGAUCUCUUAGAAUAAAAAAAGCACACAUUCUUAGUACACACUUUACUAAUAGUCAAUAUUCUAUUAACUAAACACAUCGAAAAGUUUGAUCUAAUGGCUUGAAUAUUAAGAGAUGAUAGUAAAGUUUUAUUAGCACUGACAAGUAGAGCAUGGUAAAAUCUAGAGGUAUAAACUAAGGGGGUUGAAAAGUUAGGCUUCCUAGAUGAAACAUUUUAGUCAGUAUUCAUUUUUCAUUUUGUUAACCAAUCGUUUUUGUUUUUUUUUGUUAACGACAUAUUUUGAUGAAAAUAGAGCAAAAAUAGCAUUCAGCGAUUCUGUAUUGGAGGAAUGGAUGUUUAUUUUUCCCUCUACUCCCAUUAUUUUGUAUUUCAUCAUGUUUAGGAUUUAUUUAGUUACAUUUUUUUCUGAAAUAGUCAUAAUGUUUCAUUUCUAUGCAUUUAUUAUGUGUACUAUUGUCAUGUAUAUAUUAUAUAUAAUAGAAUAGAUGUUUUAUACUGUUUACAUGUUGCUGUUCACUGUAUUGUACUGAAUGUGUUGUUUCAGGUGACGUCUUUGUGUUUUAUGCACAUUUUUAAGCAGCGUUUUUCUAUGUCUGUAAUGGUAACUUAAGCGGACUGAAAUAUUGAAUGACUUUGUUCGUUUUAAUUACUUAUUUACAGUAAAAAGCCUAAAUGAAUUUUUUUGCCGGACAUAUUUGUAUUAUUUGAAACAGUGCUGUCAAGGAAAAUAGUCAAUGAAGUUUUAUCUCAACAAUAAUUGGAUGUAAAAGACUUAUAUCAAGCAGAUAUGUUGUAAAUUUUCUUGUUUAUCAUUUAGUUUCAUAAUUUUCUGAAAUUUCACUUUAUUCAUAAAAUUAACAUGUUGUCAGUUCAAAGCAAUGCUUAAAUCAAAGUUUAGUGGCAGUUUCUUGGAUGCAGAAAAAAGGGAAGUAACUUUUGUCUGAGAUUAUUUUGCAAAUGGCUGGAAUAUAUUAAAGGGAAGUAAGCGGGUAUAUACUGUUGACUACAAUAUUCAGUGUGUAAAACUUUUCUUGUUUGGGGGAAUUCCCUCUGGAUAAUGGUUUAUCCAAUGACAUUGUUACUCAGGGAGUCUGAAGGAUUUUCUGUUAAAUGUGGGUAUGUAAAUAAAACAGCAAUUUGUUUUAUUGAAACUGAAUCCAACUCGGAAGUAGAAAAACACUAACAUUAUUAUAGGAAAGUCAACAGGUUUAAGAAAUAAAAAAAAAAUAUUUAAAAUUUAGGUAACUUGUUGGGAAAAAAUGCUUUUUGUAUAGUGCUGCAUGCCUAAAAUCUCCAAAAUUAAAAUACAUUCUGCGUUGAGAGUAAGUGGUUGAAAAUUCUCUUUUUUUAAGAACCUAUAGAAAGUUGUACAGGGUGUGCCUUUUGUCUACGAGGUUUGCUUUUUUCACAGAUUUUCAACUUCUUGCAUUCUGUUGAUUCUAUUACAUUCAUUUUGUGUUCAGCUUUAUUGCUACAAUAUGCAUGUUCACAACAUUAUCUGUGUACAGUUUGUACAUAAUGUUAUGUGUACAUAAUAUUGGGCAUGUACACUGUUCAGAAUGUCAUAUAUAUUCUUUUGUGUACACAAAGUUAUUUGUGUAAACUGCACUAUAUAUGUACAUGUAAAUUUUGCUUUUAUAACUUGUCUUGUUAUUUUCUAACACACUUUCAACUCCAUUACUUGUGAUAAGCUGGCGCAGGUACAUACACUGUUUGUCUGUUUUGAUAUAUUACAACAUGGCAAUGCUUUCUAUGUUCUCUCGUAUUUAUUUUAUUAUUAGUUCAAAUUUAGAUCUACAGCUUCUUUAUUUAGAGUUUCUUAAAAACUGUCCAGUUUGUUUGAUGUAAAUACAGUAAUACACUAGAAACUACAUGCACAAGCAGAAAGUGAUAUCUAGAAAGAAACAACUAUACCCCAUUGUUUUUGAUACACAAAAGGGAAGCCGGGAAACAAAAUUGGGUUAAAAGCAAGAUUAAUGUUAAGUACCAGUUGGGAACCAGAGACAGCAAACAGUGUAUGUUCUUACAUCAGAAAACUGAAACAUUCCAAAUGGGGUAAAAGUGUUCUCGUUUUUUUUUUUACAUUGGUCAUUACCACGCUGAAAUUUGCAAGCAUAUAUUUCUUUAUUGUACGUCAGAUUGUCGUCGCAUGAUUGAGACGCCUGUAUGAAUGAUUAUUAAAUGUUAUGAAAUCCAUGUAGAUUGUUUUUCAUUUCUGCUUCAUGAUAAAAUGUGUUUUGACAACAAAAUUUGAAGUACAUAAUUAUAUGCAUAAUGCUACCUUAUCUCAAAAGCUUGACUGCUUUCGUGUCUCUGAAACUAGUACAUGUUGUAACUUUGACCCAGACAUCCCUCCUUAGAGAAAAUUUUAAAAUCUUGUUCCAGUCGGGAUUCAAACCAAGUUAUAAAUCUAAUCUUGCUAAACAUUUUACUCAUAAGCCUAUUUAACUUAUUACCUCAUAACCAUUUAUAUAAAUGUACCAAAGUUUAUACUGUGAACAAUUUUUAGCAGUUAGGAAAAUAUUUUUAUUUAAAAAAGAAAUGUAGGAAUUAUAUUCGAACUGCAAUCAGUGUAUUUGCUCGUGUUAAAAAAUAAGCCAUGGAUCAAGAUUUAUUAGACAGUAUUCCAGUACUUAGAUUAUGUACAUAGACUAACUGCUUUAUGCGAGAUGAUGGGCUGUUAAGCGUUGUAACGGUACCCGUUACAUUAGUUUUACUCAUCUUUUUCAAGCUGCUUAAUUUUAUUGGAAAUUUCGAUAGGUUUUGACUUAUUGAGUUUAUGGUUUACAGGCAUCGCAAGCAUUCGAAAACAGAAUUUAUAUUGUAGAUCACAUUUGUUUAAGCCUUCGAUUGCCUUAAAACAAAGUCUUGUACAAGUAGCUUCUUGCUAUGAGGUAGAAAUGUUAUAUAUAGCACACAUUCAGGCCAGUGAUUUGAGCUCUGUUUAUAUUAUUGUAUGUACCAUCUUUCCCCUUAUGUGUAAUAAACAAGUCCUACACUCUA
Molecule: messenger RNA, 11680 nt
Organism: Mercenaria mercenaria
Lineage: Eukaryota; Metazoa; Mollusca; Bivalvia; Venerida; Veneridae
Product: papilin-like
Exons: 48
Coding region: 164-8071 (2635 amino acids)
Biological process (GO): extracellular matrix organization
Cellular component (GO): extracellular region
Molecular function (GO): protein binding; serine-type endopeptidase inhibitor activity
Source: RefSeq, a predicted model, not a curated record